Molecule: messenger RNA, 2446 nt
Organism: Astrephomene gubernaculifera
Lineage: Eukaryota; Viridiplantae; Chlorophyta; Chlorophyceae; Chlamydomonadales; Astrephomenaceae
Source: the annotation of a GenBank genome assembly
CUGUAGAUUGCCUGUUAUAAGUAUACACCGAAAUUCAGCGUCAAAUCCUUGUAUUCUGCGUGCUGACAGGACGCACGACACGUUCCUGUACUUUGCACACUAGAUAUCUUGUCUAGGUCUAACCACCAUUCAAGUAGGUCUGUUAGCAAGUACACCCAAUUUUCGCAUACAAUUCCUACGUGCCUUCAUUAGGAUUGUUCUGCACUUGGGAGGCUGGUGAAGUGCACUAAAAAUGGCAUCUGAGUUCAAGGGCAUAAGCGAAAAAUUUCGCAUGAGCCUUGUCAACCAUGAUGGUCAUACAGACCGGGUCGUGGUCCAGAUAGGGCUGGAUGGGCUGAAGCUGCUGAACGCCUCUGACAACCGAACCAUGCGCUCUUACGACCUCAGCGACAUUUGCCGAUGGCAGUCACGCGGAGGCAGCCUUAUACUUUACACGCGCACCUCGGUUGACGUGGAGGAACGCCAAACAACGCUGACGGCAGAUGACAACACCGUCCGGAAUGCGCUGGACACGCUCACCUGCUGCUGCAUGCAGCUGGCGGAACUGUUGCAGAGCAGGCAGACGGAUACCGCCCGGGAGACUGCCAACAACCUGCAUGCGCUGGUUGUAGGCGGAGGCAAGAAGAAGACACCGCUCCCCUCCGCGGACGAGGUUGAGUACUGGCGUUCCCCCGAAAAGGCCGGCUGGCUACAAUCCCAAGGCGAGCACAUCAAGAACUGGCGCAACCGCUGGUUCGUUCUCAAACAGGGCUACCUCUUCCGCUUCUACAACGACAAGGUCAGCGAGUCGGUCAAACCGCGUGGCGUGGUGGACCUAAGCAAAAUCCAAGACGUGAAGGUCCUGCCCGGCCGGGCCAACACCAUUCAGCUGAAGACCAGCACGGGCGGCGCGGUUUGCUACAUUGCGGGUACGGAAACUGAAGUGGUGGAGUGGGUGUCGGCAAUCGAGGGUGCCAUGCAGAAGAUACACAGACACGUGGCGGGUGUGGAAGACGAACCGGCGCCAAGCCGGGCCGCGAAGGCCAAGCCCCAGGCUGCUGCGAGCAACCCGGCGGAGUGGCUGCGGCAGCUGGAAAGGAACUUUGAGAGCAAGGGAAGCGGAAGCAGCGGGCAGGGUGCGGGUGGACAGACCCGUGGGUCAUCCUCGUCGGCUGCUCGUAACCUGGGAAGCACCCUGGUUAGCGUGGUGGGCUACGAUGAUGGAGCUCUUGCCAGCAGCAGCAGUGGCGGUGGCAUGGGAGGUGGUGGAGGGGGCGCUUACCGUGAUAACUCGCCAUACGCUUCGCUCAAUCGGGCGUACAGCGGCGCUUACGCACCCGUACAAGGUGCUGCGGGUAUUGCGGGCGCACAGCCCCUAGCCAGCGACCUGGACCUCAACUAUGGUGGUGGUGGCGGCGGCGGUAACGGCAAUGGCGGUAACGGUGCUCUGACCCAGCAGUACGGCUACGGCCAGCAGCAGCAGCAGCAGCCUCCUGCACGGCAGGCGUACGGCAUGGCGGCCCCGCAACCGCAGCAGCCCCAGCAGCAAGCAGCUCCUGUUAAUGGCGGAGGGAUGCCGUACGGACAGUACGGACAGCCAACGUACGGUGCCUACCCGCAGCAGCAGCCUCCGCAGCAGCAGCCGCAACAGCAAGCGCCGGUGGUUUCGCUGAUGGACCAAGUGCCCCAGCAGCAGCCGGCCUACCCCGCAUACUACCAGCAACCGGGGGUGGUGCAGCAGCCGCAACCGCAACCGCAGCAGCCCAUGCCGCAGGCCGCUGCCCCGGUGGUUCCCGGCGGCUGGCAGGUCCACUACACGGCAGAGGGACGGCCGUACUACUACAACGGGGGCACGGGGGUGACGCAGUGGGAGCCGCCGGCGGGGUUUGCUUGAGGGGGGAGGAGGCGAGGGGGGGGGUGUUGUGUGGGAUGAAGAGAGGACCGCUUGGGGAUGCCGUUAGUAGGAGCUGGGAUGGGAUGCUGGUGGGGGGAUUCCGGCGCGGGUAGAUGUGUAGAUGUGAAGGAGCAGGUUGUGCUGGUGGGGUCUGGACCAGUGCAUUACGGCUUUACGGGGUUCGGAGUGUACGGCGGUAGGUGCUGAGCGGAGCGGUUUGGGCCGCUGUGCUUAACUUGUUAUAGCAGUUAUGGCUCUUUAGACGUAUGACACAGGAUGAUGAACUUCGGAUGUAUACCUCCUGGAUCUCCUUUGGAAUGCAGCGCUUUCUCGGGGCAUGGGGGAGGGUGCUGAGCCUGUGGCACGGCGACGGCGGGGUCUGGCAUGUUGCAUGGCGUGCGGAACUGUGCCGCUGCCUGGUUGAGUUGCGUUGGGUGCCGUUACGUAUGGGCCCGUUCGAGUGUUGUUGUGAGUGCAUUCGGUUGUCUUUGUCAUACUAAGAUCGUUGUCAGAUGUUCAACAACUCGGAAAAGCCUUGCAUGCAUCAACUGUAACUGUAAAGGCAAUAAGUAA